Saccostrea echinata is the source of this 2136-nucleotide messenger RNA. Its product is annotated as monocarboxylate transporter 12-B-like. NCBI's taxonomy places the organism in Eukaryota, Metazoa, Mollusca, Bivalvia, Ostreida, Ostreidae. The record is from RefSeq and is a predicted model, not a curated record. Gene Ontology annotation, biological process: monocarboxylic acid transport; transmembrane transport. Gene Ontology annotation, molecular function: monocarboxylic acid transmembrane transporter activity. The transcript has 7 exons. Bases 111 to 2009 code for a protein of 632 amino acids.
ACGCUAUUUACUGAAGGAACAGCUGAUCGCAACGUGCUCUUUGCUCAACGAACGGGACGAGCAAAUCUCUUAGCUUUUGUGACAAGAAAAAAGGUGUUUUUAACAUUGACAUGGCUAUCGACAAAUUUGGCGGGGAGUUAGAAGUAUCAAACGGCCGGCGAUAUAGUGGUGUUGAUGAGCUUAAACGAAUGAGCGAUGUCCUGAAGUUCAUAGAAAUGAAUAAGAAAAAGGAAUCCCAAAGUUCCUCGGAAACGCAUAGCACGCGCUCGGAGCAGACGACAGACAACUUGGCGCCGGAUGGUGGGUGGGGAUGGCUGGUGUGUCUUGGCAGCUUUGUCAUCAACUUCAUCCUUGAUGGGACAAUGUUCUCGUUUGGGGUGAUGUUGAUAACCCUUCUGGAGUAUUUUGGCGAGUCCAAAGCAAAGACAUCUUGGAUUGGGUCUGUCCUUCUUGGUUUAAGCAUGAUAUUAGGUCCGUUUGUUGGUUGGCUGUUGGACAGGUUCACCAUUCGCCAGGUGACUUUGUGCGGUGCCCUUGUGGCCGCAUUCGGCUUUAUCCUCAGCAUGUUCGCUCCCAGCGUGGAAGUCCUCAUUUUAACUUAUGGGGUUAUCGGAGGAAUUGGUUUUUGUAUGAUGUUUAUACCCAGUAUUAUUGUGGUUGGUUUGUACUUCUGUCAAAAGAGGGCGCUUGCGACAGGAAUAGCCAUGAGUGGUUCCGGUGUUGGAACAUUUGUGUAUGCGUAUCUCUGUGAGGCUCUGCUAUCAGAAUACAACUGGCGCGGAACAGUCCUAAUUAUGGCGGGAAUUCUUCUGAACUGUGUCGUCUGCGCUGCUCUUUUCAGACCUCUUUCUAAUGAAGCAGUCAAUAAAAAGAGAAAAGCAACAAAAAGAGGCAAAAUGUACGACUGUGUACAUUUCUAUGAUUCAAAGGAAUCUUCAGAUACUAACUUAAACACUCAAAGAAAAGAUAUGCAGGAAGGAAUUGUGAACCUCAGAAAUGGGUCUUUCUUAUUUAAUUCUACAUCAGCUCUAGAUAGGGAAACGCCAGCCUGUUAUUCAUUUAUCCAAAAUAGUUCCAACAAAGAAUCCAAACUUUCUUCAAGAAGAAUGUAUUCAAGUGCUCAUGCUCUAAAUCGUCUGGACAAUCACCACUGUAUAUUAAAACAUGUCAACCCACUUGCUCGAAAAGACAUUUUCUACAGUGGAAGUAUUAAAAACAUACCGAAAAGUUUCUCAAGUUCAGAAUCUGCCACCAGCAACCAAACCUUGGAACUGUCUGAUUUCGAGGUCGACGUAAAGGAGGUCAAGGACACUUCGAUGAGUGGCUGUCUACAGAAUCUUGGAGGGACGGUGGAAAUGUCACUUUUUAAGAAUAGCAAGUUUGUCCUCCUUCUCCUUUGUAUGGUCCUCUGGACAGCGCAAUCCAUAUCGUUGACCUUCUUGCCCGACAUGGCAGUGGCAAAUGGCAUUCCACGUGAUCAAAGUGCUAGCAUCAUAUCCAUUUGUGGAAUUACCAACACGGUGGGACGGAUUUUUGCAGGCUUUCUUACUGACACAUUUCACGUCAGAAGCACCGUCAUCUACCUGGUUGCUCUUUCGGUAGCAGCUGUUGCUAACUUCCUGUUUCCAUGGUGCUAUAGCUACGUCACCAUUUCUGUUUGUGCUGCAGUGUUUGGUUUUUGUAUGGCCAGCAUUGUUUGCCUCCGUACGAUUGUGAUCGUGGAGCAGUUGGGGAUCAGAAGACUGACCAGUGCGUUCAGUAUGAUUGCUUUUUUCCAAGGCAUUGCCUUUAUUCUAAAUCCCCCAGCCGCAGGUUUUCUGUACGACUCGACAAGAUCUUACCUGUACCCUUUUGUACUCUCCGGAAGUAUGUACGUAGUUGCUGCCCUUUCCUGCGCGGUUAUAUUGCUCAAACAUUGUAUUUCACCUACUGAUACAGAAAAGGACAGUAUCUCCGUUGUGAUUGACAGUGAGGGUACCUCGACAGACGAAUCUCUACUCAAUGUCUAAUUAGAAUAUAUUUUCAAUUAUCAAUGUUCAAUCUAUACAUGUAUACCAUGUGUAAUAUUUAUUGAAACGAAAGAUGUGUUCGUUAUUGUUAUGUACAUGUAAGUGUUAUUAAAAUAUAAUUUAUCAA